UCAGCCUCUCUCGGCCCCCUCCCUGAGUCCCCACCCCUAGCCCAGCCUCUGGCCUCUGAUGCCUUCUUAAGGAACCUGGGCCUCUCCUGCCCCAUCCCUAAACUUUAGCUUCCCAGCAAACAGGCUUCCCAAGCUCCUGCCCCUCCCUCUCAGGCCUUUCUAGUCUCCACACCAGCUGCUAGGCCUGGCCAGGCCUCCUGCUCCUUCCCACCUACCGCCUCCCACAGACCAAGAGACACCAGGCCUCCUAUUCUACCUGCUUCUUCCCCUGCCCCGCCCCCAUGGAGCCCCCGGGACUGGUUGUGCACGGGGAGGCUGCACCCUUUUCCACGGCACUCCGGAGCCUUCUCAACAAUCCCCAAUACAGUGACGUUUGCUUUGUGGUCGGUCAAGAACGGCAGGAGGUGUUUGCCCACCGGUGCUUGUUGGCCUGUAGAUGCAACUUCUUCCAACGACUUCUGGGCCCAAAGCUGGGCCCCGGGAUGCCUAGCCCCGUGGUGCUGAGCGCGGUGCCAGUGGAGGCCUUCCUGGCAGUGCUGGAGUUCCUGUACACCAACAGUGUCAGGCUGUGCCGCCGCUCUGUUGCCGUGACCUUCGGCCUGGGGCCGCUGCAGGAGCGUUGUAUAGCCUUCAUAGAGGCCCACAGCCAGGAGGCGCUCCGGACCCGCGGCUUCUUGGAGCUGUCGGCGCCCGCGUUGCUGCCCCUGCUGCGCAGCGACAAGCUCUGUGUGGACGAGGCUGAGCUCGUCCUGGCUGCCCGGAGCUGGGCGCGCGUGGGCGCGGCCGUGCUGGAGCGGCCUGUGGCCGAGGUGGCGGCCCCGGUGGUGCGGGAGCUGAGACUGGCCUUACUGGCCCCGGCGGAGCUGAGCGCCCUGGAAGAGCAGAACCAGCAGGAGCCGCUCAUCCCGGUGGAGCAGAUCGUAGAGGCGUGGAAGUGCCACGCUCUGCGGAGAGGGGAUGCAGCCCGGGGCACCCCGUGCCGCCGCCGGAGGGGAACCCUGCCCCGGGAGCAUCACUGCUUUCUGGACCUGCCCUUUAAGUGACCAAAGGCCGCGAUUUGCAAGGAAUUCUGGCCUGUCCCAAACUACAGCUCCCAACAUGCCUGGCGCUCAGAGGGGGGCUUUCGCCCCCAGCAUGCCCUGCGAGCCUGAAGCUGGAAGAACCCGGGUCCGCUCCGCGCCCCGCCCUGUGGGUGUGAUUGGGAGGGAGGGGAAGGAGGGGUAGUGGGCGUGGCUUGGCGGGGCGGGGCCCCAAAGCGAUUUCCUUUGCACCCUCAUCCUGACUAACUCCUGGGCCUCUGGCCACGCGGGCCUGUCGCGUUUACUUUUAUAACCCCCCCCCCCAUGUUUUCAGCUCAGCUCCCUCUUUAUUCCAGACCUACGUCUUGGAGAUCUCUCUCCAAAUGCUGGACACUUCAGACUCAGUUCAAAAUUGAGCUGCCUUCUCAUCUUUCCCAAGUUCUGCCCCUAUCGUGUUUCUCAUCUACGUGGGUGUCUUUUUUUUUUUUUAAUUUU
Neomonachus schauinslandi (Hawaiian monk seal) is the source of this 1514-nucleotide messenger RNA. RefSeq names its product BTB domain containing 19 (gene BTBD19). Lineage: Eukaryota; Metazoa; Chordata; Mammalia; Carnivora; Phocidae. The record is from RefSeq and is a predicted model, not a curated record. The coding region runs from base 282 to 1043 and encodes 253 amino acids. Gene Ontology annotation, molecular function: protein binding. The transcript has 6 exons.